Molecule: messenger RNA, 2359 nt
Organism: Sarcophilus harrisii (Tasmanian devil)
Lineage: Eukaryota; Metazoa; Chordata; Mammalia; Dasyuromorphia; Dasyuridae
Gene: FBL
Product: fibrillarin
Exons: 9
Coding region: 1284-2249 (321 amino acids)
Biological process (GO): rRNA methylation; box C/D sno(s)RNA 3'-end processing
Cellular component (GO): nucleolus; Cajal body; small-subunit processome
Molecular function (GO): rRNA methyltransferase activity; RNA binding; histone H2AQ104 methyltransferase activity
Source: RefSeq, a predicted model, not a curated record
GUCAAAUUUUCUUCCCAUCUUUCAACCGAAAUGAAAUGUCACAAAAGCCUGACUGUGGCUGGGACACAGCUGCCUCCUAUUGCACCAGCCGUGAAAGAGAUCUGCAAAUAAAUACGCCCCCUUCUACGUAAGAGAAGGCCGCCUGCUCGCCGAGUUUUGGGGAACGAUUUUCGAUACACACACUAUUUCUGAAGCGGGUGACCGUUUGUCGCUGGGCUCUCUGGACUUCCCCGCCCCCGCUUUUCCGCUUUCUCCUUUGAACCCCGGGAUGGACACUAAGUGUGAGACGCGCUGCUUCUCUUCAGGGAGAGAAGCGCCCUGGGACGCGCCCGGCGGCCGGGCUGCCACACACUAGUCCCCCCGUGACCUAACGGGACGUUCCACUGCGGUGACGCUUUGCUGAGAUUUCGUCCAGGACGGCCGCGGAAGGGGGGAGGGGCUCCCGUGGAGGCCCACAGGGUUAGGGCGCCUCAUGGCCCAGUGGGGAUGGGAGUAGAAGUUCCCCAAGGGCCUCCUGCUGUCUUUGUCUCCCCGUGUCUAACGGCGCCUGGUAUACUGUAGUCGCCAAAUACAUGAGCGUGAAACGUAACUGAAUCCAGCAUCUUUAUCUCGGGAUCGGGCUGUACCGGAGGAGGAAGGACGGAGGCAGGGACCGAACGAAACCGCCACCCGGCGGCCGUCCGACACACUGCGGGAGCAGACAACUCGAAUUUUCCCAAGGCCACGAGCCACUUCCGGACGCAUUCACGGCGUCUCCUAGGAGAUUGAGUUCCCUUUCCCACGAUGAGUGGUGAGCGCAUGUGUGAAAAGAGCAACUCUUCAAAAACUACAUUUCCCAUCAGGGCGCUCCGCUUCCCGUGGAGUGGCUGGCGUCAUGACGUUUUACGCAUAAUCCCUGCCCCUUUUUCCUUUCCCCACCUUCUCGACCCCGGAAAUACUGCGGCCGCGACCUGGGACGUCGUAGGACUACUUUUCCCAGCAUUCCACCAUCCUCGCCGAGCUGACGUAGCCGAACGUAGCCGGGAGGCGGGCGCAAGAAAAAACGUAUUGGGUAAACCUAGAUUGAGCAGGCGAAAGAAGACUGGCCUCUGGCGCUCCUACGUAUAUGCGUACUGCGUGCGUACGCCCACGACUCUGCACGCCAAUCCCCUCUUGCCUCCCUAGCAGGCAGUCAGGGGUGUUGAAAGCUCCGUGGAGCGUGGGAACCGCGUGUCCGCUGGCGGCCACCGUACGGGCCGACCCCGCUGCCGCUUCCGCUUCCUCCGCAAAGCGAGCCGCGUGCCAUGAAGCCAGGAUUCAGCCCCCGAGGCGGGGGCCGGGGUGGGUUCAGAGGGCGAGGGAGAGGCGGUGACAGAGGAGGCUUCGGGGGCCGAGGUGGCUUCGGAGGCCGUGGCCGUGGCGGCUUCGGAGAUCGCGGAGGCCGAGGAGGGGGCCGAGGCGGCUUCCAUUCCCCCGGAGGUCGGGGCAGAGGCACCCCCCGGGGCCGAGGCCGGGGUGGUAGAGGUGGCUUCCAAGGAGGGAAGAAAGUGACGGUGGAACCUCAUCGACAUGAGGGAGUGUUUAUUUGUCGAGGAAAGGAAGAUGCCCUGGUCACGAAGAACAUGGUGCCCGGGGAGUCUGUGUACGGCGAGAAGAGAAUCACCGUGGAGGACGGUGAGGUGAAGAUGGAGUACCGGGCUUGGAAUCCUUUCCGCUCCAAGCUGGCCGCUGCCAUCCUGGGCGGCGUGGAUCAGAUCCACAUCCGACCUGGGGCCAAAGUGCUCUACUUGGGAGCAGCCUCGGGCACCACCGUCUCACACGUCUCUGACAUCGUGGGCCCUGAAGGUCUGGUUUAUGCCGUGGAGUUUUCUCAUCGAUCAGGCCGAGACCUCAUCAACGUGGCCAAGAAGAGGACGAACAUCAUUCCCGUCAUCGAGGAUGCACGACACCCCCACAAGUACCGGAUGCUCAUUGGGAUGGUGGAUGUGAUUUUUGCCGAUGUGGCCCAGCCAGACCAGUCCCGAAUUGUGGCUCUCAAUGCCCAUAACUUCCUGCGCAAUGGUGGACACUUUGUGAUCUCCAUUAAGGCCAACUGCAUAGACUCCACAGCCUCUCCUGAAGCUGUGUUCGCCUCAGAAGUCAAGAAAAUGCAGCAAGAAAACAUGAAGCCCCAGGAACAGCUCACUUUGGAGCCCUAUGAGCGGGAUCACGCAGUGGUGGUGGGCGUGUACAGGCCUCCCCCCAAGCAGAAAGAAGUAGCUGCCAAGUAGCUGUCUGCCUCCGUCCUGCCCUGCCCUGCCCUGCCCCACCCCUUUUUUUCUACUCUAGCUGUUUUGUCAGAUCUUAUGUAUUUUCUAUUAAAAGGUGUGAUCCCAUGUGA